This is a messenger RNA of Oryzias melastigma (Indian medaka), 899 nucleotides long. RefSeq lists its product as uncharacterized. The transcript is spliced from 2 exons. NCBI's taxonomy places the organism in Eukaryota, Metazoa, Chordata, Actinopteri, Beloniformes, Adrianichthyidae. The coding region runs from base 249 to 884 and encodes 211 amino acids. The record is from RefSeq and is a predicted model, not a curated record.
AUGGGAUUUCCAAUAGAACGGCUAAUGCUAACGCUCGGUCCACCACGAUUUGAAUACUCUAUGCAUAAUUUUCUGUAAAAAUGGCUAAAAUCUACAUUUUUAUUGGAGUGGAUCCUCGAGAUUUAGACAAAAGCUAAACAAACCGCUAAACCUGCAUUUUCCUUCGACAGAAGCCAUCUGCGGCUCCGCCAAAGCCGACAGGAACCAACGCCGCUGCAAAGUCCCGCCUGGCUGCCAUCAAAGCAGCCAUGAGAGCCAAACAGCAGGCGGCCGAAGCGGAGAAGGCUUCCCAAGACGCCGCCAGCGAUGGCCUCCCCGCCGAGAAAGCGGAUCCUCCAACCGAGGCCUUAAAGUCUGAAACGGUGGUCUUUGAUGGGGGGUUCUUCAAAGUGGAGAGUCCAGCCAAAUCAUCAAUCAGGAGAUCGGGUCAUGUGAGCGCCGCCGUGCCGCCUCAGGCCUCCCCCCGCUAUAUUACACCUAAAAGAGCCACUCGGCGGUCCCUGGCUUUGGAGCGCACUCCCGUCGGUUCUGGCGUUCAGCUUUCCCGCUCCGCCCUCAAGCAAACUCCUGCAUCAAGGUGUCAGCAGGAAACAAACGCCUCGCUUUGCUUCUCACCUGUGAUGGAGGUACCUUCCAUUGAAGAGAGAAGCCCCGCCCAGAUGGCAGGAAGUGUCUCCCCGCCUACCAUUUCUGUAGAAGUGAACUCUGCAGAACCAGCUGGCCCGUUCGGUCUGUCGCCGUGUGCUGGUCCGGCCUCCCCUGCUGUGCAGGUUCCUGCUGAAACCCCAAACAGCUCAGUCGUUGAGGUAAAACCGCAUUUCAACCGUCCGACUCAAGUUAAGUCAGAGUCUGGUCUAAGGCUGCCACAGUUAAUCGACUACUAAAAUAGUCGACAAGUC